UCUUUUUUUUUUGUUGUGUUGUUUUUCUCUGUCGAAAGGUAAAGGUACAACUUCCAUGAUGAAGCAAUUCGGAAGCUUCGGAUGGUCAACUGCUGCGUAUCCUCUCUUGGCUCUCGUCGCUUUGUCUCCGACUGACCAAGAGAUUCCAAUGCCUCAGCCCAUGACCUGUUUUCGGCCGCUCGGGCCCGACAGUAAUAAUAGAAGAGGGUUUGUUUUAAAACAAUGCCAUGUCAUGAUUCCUUGAAACACUCUUCGUUUUGACGUCUACUUGAUCGCAUGAUUAUAUAAGUCCUCCUACUUGUGUCUUUCUGGCUGUAAACAAGUAUAACUACUGCUUGCGACCUCUUCUCGUCCAGUUAUCUUGUCUUGUCUCGUUGCAUCUGUUGUUUCCUUCUGCGGACAAAUCUUUCUGGGCGUACUUUGCCAGUAUGAUCUAUACAAAAAUGAUAUCGCGCGCAUCCGGCGCAUUGCUUCUGGCGCUUUUACCUGUGGUAAUUGCGCAUGGUGGUGGUGAAAGUAUGGACAUGGACAUGGGAAUGGGCCAUGACGGCAACACAACGACACAACCGCCCAAAGACGAGGACUAUCCCGAUACAUACUUUGCGCAUACUGAACAUACUGGAGUUGUAUACACACAUAUUGCAUUAAUGGUUCUUUCUUGGGUAUUUAUUCUACCAAUUGCCGUCAUGUUCUCACUGGCGAACUCUCGCUUUACACUACCGGCGCAAUUUGUUUUCCUAGCUACAAAUGCCCUUGGAGUCUUGACCGGCGUGAUAUAUAAUGCGCAGACCCCAGACUUGUAUCCAAACAAUGCGCACCACAAGAUUGGCUGGAUUGUGACCUGGGUCCUUUGCGCCCAGGUCCUUGUAAGUGCCGUGGGCUGUAUCGCGGGAGCUCUCAAGGGCAAAGGAAAGACGUCGAGUAACGAGAGACAUGCUUUUCUACCUGUCGCGACACGAGAGGCCGACUACUCUUCGCACAAUGGCUACCACAAUGACAGCCCCUACCGAAUGUCCAGCGACAGUGGACGACGAACCGAACCAAACACACCAUCGCUUCGAAGCGACUCGGCAUCCACUCUCAAUGGCAUGGAGUCGCCUGUCAACAACCCCAGGAAGGAGUACGAGGACGAUGAUGGUGACCUGGAGGAAUUGUCACUAGCCUCUCCUGAACCUCAGGGAACCUUUGCUCGCCACGCCUCCAAGAUCGCUGCGUCGCGAGUAUGGAAGUAUCUCAACCUCGGCCGUUGCAUAGUCGAUCGCAUUAUCCUUCCUUUCGGUUUCAUUGCGCUUGCGACUGGUGUUGUCACCUUUGGCCGUUUCUUUGAGGGAGGCGGAAUCUUCAAUGGAUUGGCGCAUUGGAUCAAGGGCGGUGUUUUCUUCUGGCUAGGUAUCUUCACCCUCGGUCGCUGGACUGGCAGCUUUGGAGAGCUUGGCUGGGCAUGGAAUGUUCGACCAAGGAAGAACUCCCAGAAGUGGCGCCCUUCCGCUGAGUUCGUCGAGAGCUUCUUGAUCUUCUUCUAUGGCGCUACCAAUAUCUUCAUGGAGCACCUCGGCGGUUGGGGAGGAGACUGGACCGCCCAGGACAUGGAGCACAUCUCCAUCACAGUUCUGUUCAUUGGAGGAGGCUUGUGCGGCAUGCUCAUCGAGUCGACACGUAUUCGCGAUCUUCUCAACACAACCGUGGACGAAGUUCAACCCAAGAGCCCUUACACGGUCGAAGAAGCAAACGAAUCUGAAGCUCCCGACACAUACGAGUUCUCGCUCAACCCCAUACCAGCUUUGGUCAUCAUGCUGCUUGGACUCAUGAUGAGCUCCCACACACAGCAUACCAUGAUGUCUAGCAUGGUUCACAAGCAGUGGGGUGACCUCCUUCUAGGGGCUUCCCUUGCUCGAGGGUUGACCUACCUCAUCAUGUACCUGAAGCCACCCAAGUCCAUUUUCCCAUCACGACCCCCGACGGAACUCCUGGCUGCUUUUGGAUUGAUCGCUGGAGGUAUCGUCUUCAUGGCUAGUAGCACUGAUACUGUCGACGGAAUGAUCCACUACAAACUCGACGCCAUGUUCAUGUACACUGUCACCAUGGGCCUGGUCGCCCUCCUGAUGGCUUGGGUCGUUAUCGUCCUCGCCAUCAAGGGAUGGGCUGUCCGACUCGAACGACGCCGUAACUCGAACUAGACCGUACAUAUGGACAUACUGAUGAAGGAAUGACAUACUGCCGUACUUCGGCACGGGUGGGAGACAGACGUAUAUAUAGAUUGAUUGUAUUGCGCGCUUGAUGUAGUGUUGACUCUGCUUUGAGAUACCCUUAUGAAGUAACGGCCGCUAAUUGACCUAAUUUCUGAAUCUGACUUUCCCCUUUUCACUGGGUUGAUACAUACGCUGUGGCGUAUUGGGGUGCAGUGUCAAGCGUUCUUGGUGUCGAUAGAACAGCUUUCUGUCUGCCAAGAAAAACGCCAUCCUUGUGAUUUGACAUAUCCUUGUCUCGUGGGAAGUGGUGAAGAAUGGCUUUCACUAAUCCACAGGUUGCAAACGAGCGGAUCUGAAAUGCUGUCGUGCGUUCACGUAGUAGACUGAAAUGAUCUGGACUGCGUAUAUACAGUCUGCUCAGCAUCCCCGUCCUUGGCCUUUGGUGCAGCAACCACUCUCUUCUGGUCCUCAGGAGAGAAAAGGCCCGCACCCUGUUGCAGAGCGUGAACAAGGAAAGGGAUGGAAUCGGCCUUGAAGUCCUCCGCGUUGCGAACUUUGUCAAGGUCCUCUGAGAGCUCUUGUGUUGCGCGUUGAAGGUAGUAGGAGGUAAACUCCGGAGAGGACUGGUUGGUAGGCUUUGAAGACAUUUUGAUGUGUUUGAUGGAGAGUAGCCGGAUUCCUUUGAUUUGACUAAGGUAAUCCUAGCGAUGUUGGCUGCUGGGGUUGAGACUCUCGAAAGGUUCACCUUGGUCAGAAAGACUAAAACUUGAACUAGCAAAUUCUUAACAGUGCGAAAACAAGAGUACAUGUCAUGAGCACUGUGCCUACCUCUCAUGACUUCAACAUGAUAGAAGCCAUGAUACAGAGUAACUCGAAGCAUAUAGAUAAGUUUGUCAGUUCUCUCAGUCAAUCGAAUAGAACAACUCGAG
Messenger RNA from Fusarium odoratissimum NRRL 54006, 3118 nucleotides. RefSeq lists its product as uncharacterized. Lineage: Eukaryota; Fungi; Ascomycota; Sordariomycetes; Hypocreales; Nectriaceae. The record is from RefSeq and is a predicted model, not a curated record. The coding region runs from base 429 to 2177 and encodes 582 amino acids. The transcript is spliced from 5 exons.